Molecule: messenger RNA, 906 nt
Organism: Cryptomeria japonica (Japanese cedar)
Lineage: Eukaryota; Viridiplantae; Streptophyta; Pinopsida; Cupressales; Cupressaceae
Product: zinc transporter 8
Exons: 2
Coding region: 161-496 (111 amino acids)
Biological process (GO): zinc ion transmembrane transport
Cellular component (GO): plasma membrane
Molecular function (GO): zinc ion transmembrane transporter activity
Source: RefSeq, a predicted model, not a curated record
UCGAUAAAUCCAAAACCUGAAUGAUUUGUGGAGCAGGUAUUAGAGCUUGGAAUAGUGACCCACUCAGUGAUAAUUGGGAUAUCGUUAGGGGCAUCUGAGAAUCCAUCCACCAUACGCCCUCUAAUUGCAGCUUUGACAUUUCAUCCCUUUUUUUGAAGGAAUGGAUCUUGGAGGAUGCAUAGUUCAGGCGAGGUUCAAGAGCAGAUCGACAGCGCUAAUGGCGUUCUUCUUUUCUAUAACUACACCGCUUGGAAUUGCAGGGGGAAUCGCAAUUUCAUUGACAUAUAAUGAAAAUAUUCCAACAGCUCUAAUUGUUGAGGGAAUGUUCAACUCAGUCUCUGCAGGAAUUCUGAUAUAUAUGGCUGCAUUAGUGGAUCUUCUUGCAGCAGAUUUUCUUGGCUCAGGAAUGCAGACCAAAGUGGGGCUUCAACUGCGGUAUUAUGCUUCUCUUUUGUUAGGAAUCGGUGCCAUGUCUUUGUUGCCCAAAUGGGCUUAAUCUAGUUAAAUCAAAAGAUUAUGUUAUAAUGAUAGCUUAAACAGUAAUGUUGUCAUCAAUCCGUCACUUUAAACCAAAUUGGUGUGUUCAAACCAACAAUAUCUGAUCAUCUGUUGGAUCAGAUUAGUUUCUAGCUAUUUUGUAAAGGAUCCAAUGACUUCUAUCUUAAUCGGUUUACAUUCCCUCUGCUUAAAGAUUAAGGUUUUCUUUUAAUUUUUCAAUGCCAAAAGAGUGAGUUUGAACCCACGAUCAGUUUCUACAAGAAAUUUGGUUUUCAUUUGACAUCCAAUAUGUCGGACAUAGAGAUGGAAAGGGGUGAUGGAAAAGAGUUAGGUUGUCUAUUCAGUUUCAGAAUGUAUAUUUAAUGGUAUUUAUUAAUUAAAAAUAUAGAUGGAAUGAAAUUAUGUCGA